Messenger RNA from Drosophila grimshawi, 1287 nucleotides. RefSeq lists its product as uncharacterized. Gene Ontology annotation, biological process: protein peptidyl-prolyl isomerization. The record is from RefSeq and is a predicted model, not a curated record. Gene Ontology annotation, molecular function: peptidyl-prolyl cis-trans isomerase activity. The transcript has a single exon. Bases 98 to 1231 code for a protein of 377 amino acids. NCBI's taxonomy places the organism in Eukaryota, Metazoa, Arthropoda, Insecta, Diptera, Drosophilidae.
AAUCAAUUUGUUGUUGCUAUCAGAACUCAAAAAUUUUCAUUCAAAAGCUGUAUAUUUAUAUUUGGCUUAUUAUUGCUGCAUUAUACAUUUUCUAAAUAUGUACGAAAUUCCGCAAUGUAUUUCCAACGAUUCCUUCGAGGCGGUGCCUCAUUCGGUCUCCGGUCAAAAAUCUCAUACGUCCUCUGUGUCCCUGGCGAAGUUGCCACGCAAGAAGCUUACACUGAAGAUGAAGCGGAAGCAACGAAGGGAAACGUUGAAGAAUUUGCCCCCAUUGGAGGCGAAUCGUCUGCUGAUGUGGCGCGAACAUCGCCAACGCAUGCUGAACGUUGUCAGUGAGUUGGACAGAUCUCCGCCCACCUUUCAGGCAGUGCGUCUGACCGGCGUGAAUGUGUUGCGCGAGAAUGCGGACACAUUUAUGCAACGCACCCGGGAUAAUAUCCAGAUGCUGGUGGGUCUCACGCAGACAAUGCGCACCCAUGGCGUCAUCAAUCCCUUCCGCUACGAGGCACCGUUUGUCAUGUCCGCCGUGCCAGGCAUCAUUGGCAAUUUGGAGCGCAUGGAACGGGAUAAUAGAGAUCUAGGCAGACGCAUCCGAGAUGUGGUUAGCGAAGUGGAUUCCGGUCUAAGGCCAGAUGCCAAAGGCGAUGAUCAAGUGCAAACUCAACCAUUUACGAUGCCCAACCAGGCGUUGGCCAAAUACAAAGCGUUCCAUCUCAACUUGCCCACCACGGACAAAGAGCGCUGGCAACUUUUCCGUCCGCGCAUCUACUUUGACAUCUAUCUGAAGGAUACACGGCCGCUUGGCCGUUUUGUCGUGCAGCUGUACACUGAGGCGGCACCGCUGGUGGUGCUCCAUUUGGUACGCUGUUGCAUGUGCAACAUGCACAAUAAGUUCCUGAUCAAGCGACUCUUUCCUGGCCUCUGGCUGGACGUCGAGUUGCCCAUAGAACAUGAAUCACCGUUGCAUCGGCGCCUGGAAUACGAUGGCAAGAUCAUCGACCAUGGUGCCUACGACUAUGUGCUCUCCUUUAGCAAGGAUCACCUGCAGGGUUUCCGUGACAACAUGUUCUUCUCGGUCUCCUUUAAGCCCCUCAGUGUGGUGAAUGGUUCUCGCGUUGGUUUCGGUCAUGUCGUCAAGGGUGGCAAGAUCCUCGAGUGCCUGCAGAGCUACGGCACCAAGAAUGGCACACUCAGUCGUGGCAUUCUCUUCACCAGUUGCGGCGUUCUUUAAUAUUCACUUAGUUAAAAACUAAAUUCCAAUUAAAGCAAAAGUUGUCAAUCACCCGA